This is a messenger RNA of Mesorhabditis spiculigera, 348 nucleotides long. The record is from the annotation of a GenBank genome assembly. Lineage: Eukaryota; Metazoa; Nematoda; Chromadorea; Rhabditida; Rhabditidae.
AUGAUUUACACGUUUCACAACCAUGACUGGCAGUCGCCCAGCAAUUUGCCGUUGACGCCGAUCCGGCUAUUCCAAUUGCUAACGGUGGCCAUCUGCUACAUCGGCCUCUGGCGGCAUAAGUGCUAUUAUCUGGUGCCGUUUAUUGUCUUUCAGUUGACGCUCGGCUCGUACGCGGAUCUGACCACGUGGAUGCUGCUGGUCAAGGCGCACAGUCAAAAGGAUACGGUUCCUCCCGUGUAUUUUAGCACUCCCCUCAUCUAUCUGGUGCUGCCGAUCCUGAUCUACGCGGCGUUCUGCGUCUUCUUCACCUACGUCAUGUACAAGUGCUACGCCUUUUUCAAGGCAAAG